UAGGAGCUUAAACAUGUGGCUUUCCUUCAUCAUAAUAUUAUUAUCGCUACAGGUUUCUGUCGCUGAACGUGAUAUGAUUCCUGUUUUCGUGAUCGACUAUGAAAAAGUGCUGACCGAACUACUAAACGAAGCGAAUCCGUUUAUGAAAAUGAAGUCUACCGAAUUUUCAAAAAUCAUCGAACAGGCUAUAGAGCGAGCAAAAGUAGUCAUACUAUUCGUUGAAGAAACAUUUUGUACUGAAGACAUAAGUAUUAAAGACAAAAAAGGCUCCCCUUUCUACCACUUGGGUCAAGCGUUGAAAGAAAAUAGAGUGAAAUACCUCCCAACGGUUUCUCAAGCAUUUAAGACACUGAAAAGUCAUUUACAGCCGUUAGCCAGCUAUGCGUUUUAUUUGAGCGAUUCCAAUUCAAAACUACAGAUAUAUGAUCAAAAAUUGCGUCACUUUUACAUUUAUUUUAAAGAUAGGGAGAAUGAAACUCGGGUGUCUGCGUUAAGGCGACACGAUUUGCUAAUGAAAGAAGUCUAUUUUGUCGUUCGUGAGAUCGCGGCUGGUCCGGUUGUAGCGUUUUACACGGGCAAGGUGAAUCCGGUUGUUGUUGAAAGGUUGACGUUUGUGCCCAUCGAGACGCCGAAGGUUAGGCUGCAUCCAGGGGUGACGAUUUCUAGUGCUGGAGCACUUUUUAGGUUUAUUGAUGUCUACACGACAACAGGCACGCGUAGUUCCAUGUUCAGCCAGAUCCCGCUGGUAGCCGAGGAGUCUUGGCAGGAGCAUGGCCUGACCACCCGCAUGGCGUAUACCGAUUUCGAGCUGGAGUUCAACUUUGACUUCAAGGACGAUGGGUGGACUAUUGAAAACGUAGCUCUCCUGGAAUGGGGCGAGGAGGUGGGUCGCACAGACAUGCGCGCGGGCGCUCCGUGGAACUGGUCGUAUGUCUGCAGCGAGCCGCUGGUGCUGGUCAACAUGAGAGACGGCAGUGCGGUCACCAUCUCACACUACCAAAUCCAGCCGUUCAACUUCAAAGAACACAUAAUCGGCCGAAACGCUAACUCCUCGAACGAAGCGCGUUGCUUUGGGCCUGCGGUGAACUGCGGGCCUUACUUCAGCGCACAGAUCCUCGCGGGGCUGAUGGUGACGUGCUUGUGCGUGGGCAUCUUGACGUACGGCGUCGCGUCCAUGUACAGCAUACACGCCAACACCAGAUACGACGACUCGCAGGGGAAGCCGCUGGUCAUAUAGUCGCUGAAGGGGGUGGCCACUAGGCGUUUUUCUUAUCACUAGUAAUAAUGUAUGGUGGCCACUGGGUGUUUUUAGGGUUCCGUACCGCAAAACAAAAAAACGGAACCCUUAUAGG
Molecule: messenger RNA, 1352 nt
Organism: Maniola jurtina (meadow brown)
Lineage: Eukaryota; Metazoa; Arthropoda; Insecta; Lepidoptera; Nymphalidae
Exons: 4
Coding region: 14-1237 (407 amino acids)
Cellular component (GO): proton-transporting V-type ATPase complex
Source: RefSeq, a predicted model, not a curated record